Molecule: messenger RNA, 1416 nt
Organism: Striga hermonthica
Lineage: Eukaryota; Viridiplantae; Streptophyta; Magnoliopsida; Lamiales; Orobanchaceae
Source: the annotation of a GenBank genome assembly
AUGUUUGGAGGUCUUGAGCCUAUCCCCGACAAUAGUCCUCAUCUACGUAGGUCAGGAAGCCGACCCGUUAUGUUUGAUAUCGGUGAGCCGGGAAACAGUUCUGAAGAAGAUUUUCUGCUUUCUAAAAAGUUGAAUGAAAUGAAGGGUGGGGUUGCACCAUUGAGCAGUGCUGCAAUUAUGCCUUCUCCUCUUCUGCUGUGGAGAUUCAAGGUAUUAUUGUUUUUUGUAUGGGGUUUCAGUUGUUGCAAGAUUGGAUGGGAUUCAGUGAUGAGAAUGAGUGCAGAUCUGCGGGACUUAUUUUUAUAUGAGGCUUUCUUGUAUUACAAUCCACUCCUCCUUGUGACUAUGAUGGUUUGGCUCUGGGGGAUAAAUUUAUGGGUUUUUGCCCAGGCUAAUGUUGGAUAUGCUAAAAUUUUUGACCUAGAUCAAAAUCAUCUCAGUCAUAGAGAGAUAUGGAAGUGCGCUACGUGGAUGACGAUCAUUGUCCCGACUAGCAUGACGGCGUAUCUUUAUCUUUAUUCUCAUGGAGAAGUUUCCUUGGCUGCUUCUCAACCAGUCCUCUUAUAUGCGGCUGUCGCAAUGACCCUCAUUUUUCCAUUUGAUAUCUUCUAUCUGUCAUCUCGUUACUUUUUACUGAGGACUAUAUGGCGAAUCGUGUUCCCAUUACAGGCAAUAUCAUUUCCUGACUUCUUUUUGGCUGAUAUAUUUACCUCUAUGUCGAAGGUUUUCUCCGAUUUGGAGCGUUCAGUUUGUCGGAUGGUUCAUCGCCAGGUUGCUACCAUUGCAUGGUUUGAAGCCGAUUCUGUAUGUGGGAGUCAUGCAGUGGCAAUACCUAUUGUUCUCGUUUUGCCUUACAUUUUUAGGCUCUUUCAAUGUCUUCGGCAAUACAAGGAUACAAGAGAAAAGACGGCUCUUUUUAAUGCCUUAAAGUAUUCAACGGCCGUACCAGUUAUUUUCCUGUCAGCCCUCAAGUAUCAUGUUUUCCCUGAGAAAUGGACGAAUAUAUAUCGGCCUCUAUGGCUAUUGUCAAGUGUGUUGAACUCUUUGUACUCGUUCUACUGGGAUAUCACGCGGGACUGGGACUUGAGUUGCUUUACUCGAAUUUUCAAGUUCAGCAAGCCGCACAUCUUAUCCUACUUGUUAUAUGGAAGGAAAUGGGUGUAUUUUUGGGUUAUCGGGAGCAACCUUAUCCUGAGGUGCACUUGGACUUACAAGCUGUCGGCCCAUCUACGACAUAACUAUAUUACGGUGUUCACAAUAACUCUUCUUGAAAUGCUUCGUCGAUUCCAGUGGGUUUUCUUCCGGGUCGAGAAUGAGUGGAACAAAACAAACUCGAAAUCGAAUGUUCAGAUUAACAUGAUGGACUUGUCCAAAGAGGAUGAUAGAUUGCUCGGGUCAAACGGGCAUAGUGUAUAG